Molecule: messenger RNA, 8851 nt
Organism: Bicyclus anynana (squinting bush brown)
Lineage: Eukaryota; Metazoa; Arthropoda; Insecta; Lepidoptera; Nymphalidae
Gene: c11.1
Product: maestro heat-like repeat-containing protein family member 1
Exons: 12
Coding region: 124-5070 (1648 amino acids)
Cellular component (GO): cytoplasm
Source: RefSeq, a predicted model, not a curated record
AACGAAAAUUCAUCACAAAUUCACUUUCGUUUCGUUGUGCAUGUAUCGUUGUUUUUCGAAAGUGAUAAUUUUCCUAUAUUAUUCCUGUAAUUUGUGCAAAUUGACAUUCAUGCAGCUAAGAAAAUGUCGCUGGCAAAAUCCGAUUGCUUGAAAGAUACGGUGACAGUGUUAAUAAACGCUAUAGGAGACAGCGAUAACACAGUCAACAAUGUUGUAAUUAAAUCCCUGACGAAGAUAGCCAAUGUGCAUCCAAACGAAGUUAUUGAAAUAUUUUGCGAAUUGUACCGGAACACUGUAAAGUCGAACACAACGCAGCUGGGUAAUAUUGUGAAAGUCUUAGAGCAAACAUGUGUAAACCAAGUGAAGAAAUUAGAUCUGAAGAUAGCGACAGAACUAGUGAAUGCUAUGCUGAGAGCAAUGACAGAAAAUCCAUCUUAUGAACCAGUGGUGCAAAUGGGCGCCUCAGCAGUACUUGUGGCCAUAAGUCAUGAACAUUUGGAUCUGGUAUUGCGCUCACUUAUCAAUCAAAUGACUCCAGCGUCAUUGCCUCACUAUACUAUCGCACACACACUGGGCACGCUCUCUGCGGUCAACACACAUGCAGUGGUGCCACACAUCAAGGAGAUCCUGUGCAAAAUGCUACCAUUGCUACCACUUGUUAAACCAGAUGGAGUGAAACAAGCUUUUGCUUAUGCAUUUGGUCAUUUUGCUGUUGCAGUAUCUGAACAAAUAGGUGACAAUGUUGAAAAUGAAAACAUUACAUCAAUAAAGGAUAAUUUUGUAACAGAAUUUUCAAUAGUCUUUGAUGUACUUUACAACCAAUGGCUGCCCUCCCAUGAGCCUAAAGUAUCAGAAUCAGUACUUGAAGCAUUAGGCCCCAUUACCAGACUUAUACCAGAAAGGCAGUUUAAUGAGACAGUAAACAAAUUUGUACUAUCGUUACUAUCUUUGUAUCGCAAACCAGUAAUAAAUUUCUACUGUAUCAGUCAGUGCAUUUCCUACCUUUUGUCACCUUCGCCUCUAAAUCCAAAGCUUACUCUAAACGACAGUGUAAUUAAUGCUAUUAACAGUGUAAUGUUUAAUCUAGUUCUUCUAGAACCAGAUUAUGACCAGCCACAUACUGUUAAAAACCAUUUUGAGGUGUUACGUUGCUUUGACCAUAUGGCUGGACAAUUCCCAGAUCAAACUGUAGAGAAUUUGUUGCAUUACUGUAAAAACAAUCAAGAAAAAGAGAGAAUGAAAGCUGUGAUUAUCCUGACACAUUUAACGACAUCUUCUCAAACAUUUAUCGAAAAUUUUGCUCCUAAGUUUGUUACCAUAUUGAAAGUAAUGAUUGCAAUGGAGCAAGGUAUUAAAAUGAAGAAACUACUAGUUAAAGCUAUAGUCGGUCUUGUUUAUAGAAAUUGUCUCAUGGCUCCAGAAGAUUUUGCUAUGGUAGAGUUUAUAAUAAAACAUUGCAGUUACGAAGGACCACCAAAUGUAUCAAAAGGAGACAUCAUGGACCUGCACGAUACUUGUAAAAGUUCUCUUAUUUUAAUGUGUAACACGGUCACAAGUGUUCGUACGCAAUUACGGUAUCUAUUGCUAACUGCUCUGACUGUCGACGAGUUUACUAAUUCUAUGUCAACAGUUUGUCACUGUUUGACUUCCUUACUGCAAAACAAUUCUGAUGUUAUUGCUGAUGAACAGUCCGAUAAAUCAAAUGAUUUACAAUGUUCGCCAGAUUUAGUUUUCAUCCGAUGCUUGACGCACAUAGUCGAUCCUAACCAGACUGAUAUUAACAAAUAUUUGCUCAUAUUUUUGGAAGAAUUUUCCGGCGAUGUACAUAAAAAUUUGAAAAAUUCUUGGACCAUAGAAAUUCAGAGAUUAUUGAAGUUUCUCGGGAAGAAUGAGUCGAAAGAGCAAUGGCAUGGGAUGCUUUUAGAUCUCUUGGUUUCGGCUGUCGAACAGGUAAAUAGCAACAAAUGGGUGGAAACAAUAGCGACAUUGAUAUCUCAACAAGUUCUCACUAAAAAACAACCGCCCAUGAUAAAAGGAGUAUCUCUGCAGUAUUUAGCAAUCCUGUCAUGUCACAUGUCUAAUGCUGCAAUCAUUGAAUCUGUUCUCAAGAUAAUACUAUUUGCUCUCAAGUCUAUUCCUAUGGAAAGCGUCGAAUACGUUAGUAAAGCCGUAGGUAUUGCAUCAAGAGAACACGGCGAAUUUGUGCUCAACGAAAUAGACGCAACGUACAAAGAAAACGAGGGAAAACGGGGAAACAAGUUGCUAAACUUUUUAUCAUCCCGAUCUUCAAAAACAGAAGCUGAAUUAGUUGUUGUGAAAUACGCAGUUAUAACAUGUUACGGAAAAGUAGCAUGCGACUGUCUCGAUGUACACGUGCUCGCUAGAUUAGGUGAUAAUGUAACAUCGAUACUCUUCGAAAUACUAAAAUCAAACCCACCCUUUGACUUAUGCAAGGCUAGCGUCACAACUCUUUACGAAGUAGGAAGGGCAUUGUACCCUGCCCCGCAUCAUAACGUGGCUCUACGAAAUCGUUGGCAAUUAUUGAAUGCGGUUUUGGAACAAAUAUACAAUAAUAAUCUUGACAAGCGGAAUGUCGAACUGUAUCCUAUGAUAGUCAAAGCUUCAAAAGCUUUAACAAAACUACAAAAGGGUAUAUUGCCUGAAGAGAGGAAUACAAUAUUAAGAGUUUUAUUCAACAGCAUAUUCAGUGAAUUGUCUUCAUUUAAAAGGAAAUACGAAAUCGAGGGAAACGGGGAUAAAAAUGAUUUACUAGCGAAGACGUUAAAUGACUCCCUGAGUCUGUUGCACGAAUUAAUUAAAGAAUUGAUUAUCCAAUCACCAUGCUUGAGCACGAUAGACGAUAUAGUGACAUUAUUAAUUGAAUGGAUUCGUCACGACAAUGACGAAAUUCGAACUGCUGCAGUGUUGAUUCUGCAAGUAGUAUUUGACGCAUACAUAAAGAACGUCAAACUAAACUAUGAGACACCGAGCAAAUUCGGCCAGAUGGGGUAUUUGCUUGGACUCUUCAUCCCUGGUGUUGCCGAUACUAAUUUUCCUGUGCGCUUGACGACUAUCGAUUGCGUUAAAUUGAUAAUUCAAAUACAAGACUUGUAUGAAGGUCACACCAUAGAUCCCGAAGACGAAUGCAUGGCUAAUCUAUCUCAUUUGCAGAAUAACAUACUAACAAAUGAUUUGAACAUGAUAAGUGAUUACUGCACGAAGCUGUGUGAUACAAUUUCGCCGAAGAUACCACAUUUGCAUACAAUGCAGUUUAUCGAGAGUUUGCUACAAGGGUAUGACAACCAGGAGUUCAGAAGCGUUGGCAUAAGCUCGGUAUUGGAUGCGUUCAUAGUUAAAAAAGGGCAGGACCUGUUUCAGAGUAUAGAAAGGAUUGUGGAAAUACUGCUGCUGACGAUGGACGAAGUGAACGAUGAAGCUCGCAUCCGGCUCAUGAGACCUCUAACGUCACUGACAAGGCAUCACUCCAACGCUGUCACUGCAGUUUUGUUGGCACAAAGGAUACCUUUGAAACAAUGUGUGUUAGCCUGUUGGAGAUACCUAGCCCGCGACGAGAGUCUAUCUUCGGCCAUAGUGGAUAAUUUCCUGCGGCUAAUGACGUCCAUCGAGCUAUAUGAGGACCCGUAUCACAUUACUGACAACCACAUAGCGGCAUUGCAACCUUUAACUCUAAUCAGCGCACUUGGCGAAAUGUUGCAAGAGGAGGCGAUGCGUCCGAUAUGUCUGUCCAAGUUCGCGGACAUGUUCGCGGUGCUGUACACCACGGUGGCGUGCUACGUGGAGGCGGAGGCGCCGGCCUACGCCGUGCCGCCCAACAAGGGGCAGGAGCGCUUCGGCUUCAUUCCCAACCGGGACGCCAUCAAACUGUCACCCGCCAAGAUCACCAUCGGCACUUUCAACGCGUUCCUGGAGAGAGCUGAUUGUUAUAAGGUGAAAGAAGCGUGUUCACUAUGCCUGACCAUAGAGCACGGGGACUGUUCCUCGACUCUGCUGGAGUUGGCGCCAAUAUUGGGCGGCGCGUUGACUCGCUCGUGUCCAGGCCAAUUGGCCAAGCUUGUGACGCGCUUGGGCCAAUACGCGCGGUCCGCUCUACCGCCACAAAGAUGUGCGGCGCUUGCAUUGCUGGCUGACUUGUUGAACUACAGGUGCAACGACAACCCUGUUCUCAUAGAGUCCGUGCUGGCCACCCUCAACACGGGGUGGAAGGACGAGGACCCGCGGGUGCGGGCGGCGUGUCUGCGCGGCGCAGCCAACGUCGGCCAGCUGAAAGACCAGCACCGCACACAGGCCUUGCCAGCUGCGUUGGCCGCGCUCAGUCAAGGCGUUGACGCCCAAAAAACUGCAUCACCAAUAGACAACGUACCUCUAGCAGCGAUCCAAGGGUUAAGUCGGCUUCUCACAGAAACGGAUAAAUUAGACAAAGAGUACGACCGUGAACUCGUAUCAAUAUCGCAAAAGAUCCGUCCGUUCAUGAACACUGACUGCGCCCUUAUGAGGGAGAACUCGAUAAGGCUCUUCGGCAUAAUAGUUGGGAUGGUGAAGUCGGACGCGCUGGUGGAUCAAGCCGUUGGAUCACUGCCCUGCUUCCUGUUGCACUUGUGUGAUAAUAAUUCUGCUGUUGUGAGGGCCUCCAAAUAUACUCUUAGACGCGUAUUCAAAACGUUCAACGUGAAGAAGUCGAACGAUUUCGUCCAAACACACCUCGUGGACGAGGGCCGGCUGUAUCUGGACGAGUUCGUGUGGGCGCUGGCGCGGCAGCUGGCGGACGAGAUGCCGGCCAGCGUGGCCAAGUGUCUGCAGAGCGCUGUCAACUACCUGCACUGCGCCAGGGACGAGAUCAAACCACACGCCGCUCUAUUGUUGGGUGUUCUAUACUCAGAACUAUACCGUAUACGCGAAAAGUACCCCGAAGACACAGAACUAGACCCAGACAUAACCCGGAGCGCGCGCACUAGACUAUUGACACUGAUAAAGGAGCCCAGUGCCCAAGUGCGGCAGAACGCGGCCAUGGCUCUCGCUAACAUCUGUCUAGUGUGCGCUAUGGACGGAUGACCGGGACGAAACGUGAGGUUCAUAGCAAUGGACGACGGACGAUAUCUCCUCCGGAUAUCCAAGGAGGAUUUGGCUCGAAUAAACCGAUUGAGAAAACUUAAGAACUUUUAGAUUGAACGUAAAAGCUUAUACUUGCAUGACUUACACCUAUAGUAUUGGUUUUGUUUCUGAGCUAAUUAUUAAUAAACUAAAUUCCUCCAUACUAACCACAGAUAGCUAUAGUCAUACCAAAAAUAAAUAUGGCGUCCCCAAGCCAGUUUUACUAUAUUUCUGGUCAGGCUAUCUUUCGUCUAUAAAUAUCUAUGAAGUUUCGUGACCUUGACCUUAAACCAUUUUGUUCGCGAUAAGCGUGCUUUCGCUAUUUUGAUUUUUUUGUCAAUUUAGUGUAAACAUUGAAUCAAUUCGUAUAUACUAUACGUAUAUAGUCUUUUCAAUAAUGUGUAAAAAUUAAAAGUGUUUUUCGCAUUUUAAAAAUGGGCGUAAUUAUAUUUAUAUUGUCUACGAAUAUGUAAGAUGUUGAUUCGAUAUGAUAGCUUUUACUUAUAUUUAGAUGUGGACGUAAUUCUCAUUUAUCUAUGAUUAUUAUUAUUAUUAUUAUUAAAUAUGACAUGAAAUCGUUAAAUAAAAUUAUGAAUUUAGAUUUAAGUAUUCGAUUUUUAGCUUUGUAUGUAUUUAGAUAAGUUCUGUCGUAGUAUUUAAGGUGUUUAUUAAAUACAAAUCGUCUAUAUAAUUAAAAUAUAUAAAAUUCAUUUGUAAUUACUAUAUCUUUUGGCAUUUAGAAUAAAUAAGUUACCAAGUUGUUACAACAAUUUAUUGUAGUUUGUAGAAUGUUAAGGUGAGUCUACACUAUGCACACCAUACCAUUAACCAAACCAUUAACCAAAUUAUAGAUUGUAUAAUUUGUGUGUUAACUAUAGGACAGUAUAGGUGACAGAUGUCACUUUGACGUAACUUACAGUGGAAUUCAUAGACGUUGCAGGGCCACCCCUAGGGGACCAUUCACCCGCUGAGUGUCGAAUUCUCAAAUGCAUUCGACACUCAGCGGGUGAAUGACUUUCGCUGUCAGAUUUGACAAUGCUUAAAUCGAAAUGAAUUAAAUAAUAUUGUACUGUUUUGUAGUUGCCAACUGUUUUUUUUAUUGGAGAACUUGGUGUAUAGCCAAUUUACAUAUUUCGGAAAGUCUGUUUGACUUCAGAUGUAGAGUAAAAAGUGGACAGACAAGCGUUGGUGUGUAAUUGUAACUGUGUGUGUCUGCAGUUGUUAUAACGCUCACUUAAUUCAUACACACAAACACGAUUAGUCUCUUAUCUUUUACCUCCACAUUCAAAACUACACGGACUUCUCUGAAUAGAUUGACUUAUAGUAUAGUCUUAUAGUCACUAUACUAACUAUAGCAUCUGACAUAGUCUGAACUCACCUUUACAUUCGCGAUGUUGCCUUAUGUAACAAUUAAAUUAAUAUUUAACCAAAAUUAAUUAGAAAAUGCUAUAAAUCAUGUUACUAGAUGUAUACAUACAUGUAAUUGAAUUGAUUUAGUAAAAAAUAACAGAAAUGUAGUUAACAAAAUCUUGAAAAAAAAGCAAAAAAAUUGAGUAUUGCAUUUGAAUAUUUUAAUCUUUUUUGUGACUAAAAAUAAAACCAAAUUAUGAAUUAGAAGUUUUGAAGUAUGUUCUGAAUAUUAAGAAUAUUAAGUACUUAUGUAUGUUGCGGAUAAUUAUUUUGUAUAUUAUGAAGACUGCAAUGAGUGUAAAGAGAGAAAUGAGUUAAGAAUGUUGAUUAGUCUUAAGGAAUAAUUGUAUUUCAUCUGCGGAAUAAUGUUUAGGACAUUUUGUUUUCUAAGGGACCUAACGUUAAUUAAUCUUAUCUGCAGGGUUAUUAUGUGUUUCGGUGUACCAUUCAAAUAAUAAGUCACUACAUCGUAUUUCAUACAGUUGCCUGUAUGACGUACAUAAUACGUACUACUGUUAUCGUAAAUCGCGACAAAGUUUCAAGAGUGAAACGAACUGUCACUCGCACUACCCUACAUGAAACGAACUGUAAGGACUGGUUUCUCCACUUUCUGAUGUCAACUAGUCUAACUGUAAGUUUUGUAACUUUUAUACAUUACAGACAAAGACAAAACUAGUGAAUAAGAUUUAGCUAUUUAAAAUUUCUUUUUUAGUGGAAUUGUAUCCGAAACCGGCUGUGCUACUGUUAGCGGCAAUUGGUUAUCGUUAGGUCUCGACAUUAUACUUCGGUGCUUAAAAUGUAUCUCGUUAAUACAUGUUAUUAUAACGUUUUUGCUUAAAAUAUUUUAUGUUGUAUGUUAGUGUUUAAUUAAAAGACAUGUCCCAAAAUGCCUUUAUAAUUUAAUUAAUGUUGUCAGCUAAUGAAAAAAUAUACAUUUUAUUUAAUUAAUUUAAAAAAAUUCGGGUGCCAAAAAUUUUUUUAUUUUGGGUUAAUUUGGUCAACAUAAAAUAUAGGGCUUUAAGCCCUAUAUUUUAUGUUUUUUAAGAUAUAAUUAAUUUGUUCUGCUUAGUUGACACCCGGAAUAAAGGCCAGCCUCCAUACAAAAUUGGGACAUGUUCUUUCAUGCUAUGAUCUUAUCUAUGAUAUAAAAUUUGACAUUAAUAUUUUAUUUGUUUAUUAAAUAUUCUUAGGUCCAUUGCAUAUUUGACGCGGCGCAGCGUAGCGCAUUAUAUUAGUCGUGUUAAAGUAGACAGAAUGCGUGGGUUAUCUUUCUGGGGUUAAGGUAACUGGUAACACCAGUCAGUUGUCUGUUGAGUUCUUUGUCUACGCUCAAGAUCCUUUGCUACAUGAGACAGCCUUUACUUUAAUCGAAUACUUAGUCAACUGAUGUGAUAGUAUAUUGUUAUUAAAAUCUCUGCUUCAUAGAUAUUGUAAAAUAAUCUAUUAUUUCUAUCUAGCUAUUGUUUAAUUGAGAGUUAUAAAAUAAUCUGUUAAGAGAUACGUACGUAGAAUUAGGUAUAAUGUAGAUUUUUAUAUAAUUUCGGUGGAAAUAGCGGUGGAUAGGGAAAAUAGUAUGAGUAAUGCUGGCAACAAAUGAUGCUCUAAUAUUGUCGCAUAAAUAAGCAAAAUUUCUAAAAAUAUGAAAUUCCGGUCAAUAUAUUUAUAAUGGUUAACAAAACUUGGACUAAGUAGGUACUUUAGACUAUAAAAUAAAACCUUUUAAUAGAUUUAGUUUAGACAAUUUUUUUUAUAAUACCAGUGGCGAGGCAAAUCAAAAUUGCCUUACCUAUGUUAAUAACUUAGAAAUGGUUUACUUUCUCGUCUUUUCUGAUCUAUGUAGGUUUUUUAUGGCAAUAAUAUAAGUCAUACAAUACUUGAAAUGACGAAAUUCCAAUUGUAAUAUUAUUUCAGGUAUGAUUCGAUAGAAUUCGGUUUACUGGAAACUUUUUCUUUACGUUUGAUAUAUUGCUGGUCUAAAAUGCGCGCCACGAGAUAAUUGUCUAUGAUUGUUUUAUAUAUCGUCAUCUCUUUCGUUGCUACGGGACGAAAGAGAAAUAGUGAUAUGUAGGCAAAAUUAUCUCAAUAACUCUUGGCGCGCAUAUUAUGGGAACUACCAUUAUAGAUUAGUACAAUUUGUUGUACCUGCCGCAAAUUUCAAAAUAAUUAUCUACAUUUUUUUUUUGCUAUGAAAUGUAAUCGAAAAUUAAUAAAUUUAUACAAAUUAUGUAUUACAAUAGAUAUCAAAUUAUAGUAAGUACUUAUACAAAUAUCUCAUUGCUAAGUUUGUUAGUAAAACGUUAUUUGUUGCAAUAAAGUUAAUCAAAAGUUUCAA